This is a messenger RNA of Tribolium castaneum (red flour beetle), 729 nucleotides long. RefSeq names its product Mediator complex subunit 21 (gene MED21). Gene Ontology annotation, biological process: regulation of transcription by RNA polymerase II. The record is from RefSeq and is a predicted model, not a curated record. Gene Ontology annotation, molecular function: transcription coregulator activity. Lineage: Eukaryota; Metazoa; Arthropoda; Insecta; Coleoptera; Tenebrionidae. The coding region runs from base 189 to 620 and encodes 143 amino acids. The transcript is spliced from 3 exons. Gene Ontology annotation, cellular component: mediator complex.
GGUUGGCAAUCAUGUGUGUUUGUUUUUGCAAGAUGUCAUUCACCUUCUAGUAUUAUUCUAGUUAUUUCGUACGAAUUAAUAUAUUUUGUCGCAUAUUAAACCUCGGGAGAUAACAAAUUAUCAUCAGUGUUGGUUUUUAUGUGAUUUCGGGUCUUAUCACUUGUCGGUGAUUGGGUAACAUAACCUCAAUGGCCGAUCGUUUGACCCAGCUCCAGGAUUGCAUAAAUCAGCAAGCCGAGCAUUUCUGCAACAGCAUUGGGAUUUUGCAACAGUUCGCCCCUCCUAGCAAAUUCCCAAACUUCGACAGGAGUGGCUCCCAAACCCCCCAGCAACAGAACCAAGAAGACUACGUCCAGUUAUUCACAACGUUGAUUGCGCGCUGUGCCAAAGACAUAGAUACUUUGAUUGAAUCGCUCCCGAGCGAGGAAAAUUCAACCGAAUUACAGUUGCAAAGCUUGCGAAUUUUGGAAUCAGACAAUCAAGAGUCUGCUGAGCGUCUCGAGGCUAUAGUUCGUAAAGGUCAGGAUCUCUUGGAGCAAAUCCAGGCGGCGUUGAGCGACAUCGCCCAAUCACAGCUGGACAUGCAGCAUUUGACAAAAGCGGGGAGUAAGGAUAGUUAAGUGAGCUGUUAAUGAAUUUUAUUUGCGGUUGUGAUGAAAAACAAACACAAAUAACCAUGUACUAUUUACAGAAACAUAUAUACAAAUAAAAAAGAUAAUUUAAAUUUUA